AUGAAAAUCCUAGCCUUGCACGGCCUCGGCUCAUCAUCUAGCCUGCUCGAAGGACAACUGCGUCCAUUUAUUCGAGAGCUGGGCCCUAGUUGCCAGUUUGUCUUUCUUGAUGGAGCGAUAACCUGUGGAAGAGGACCUGCGGUCCCGUUGUGGGCAAACCCACCUUUCUACUCACAUGCCACCGGAUUCACCCCAUUACAAGUACGGGAAGCCAUUGAUCGCAUAGACACAUUCAUUGAGGAAAAUGGACCCUUCGAUGGUAUCCUUGGGUUCAGCCUCGGAGCCUCCCUGGCCAUGACCUACAUUCUGCACAAACAACGCACAAAGCCAGAGGUGAAGCCACCAUUUUACUUUGCCACGCUCUUCUCCCCCAUAUUCGUUGCGUCGUCUGAUGAUGCCUGUUACGAGGGUAUUAUUAGCCGAUUGCUAGACGAUGAGCACAUAGCAUUCCGCUCUGCAUUUCCAAAAGAGGACUUCCUAUCCACGCUAAACACCGAGAAUGAGAAGGGCUUCGCCAAAUACAUGGGGGGUUGUCUUGUCAAUGAACACAAGCGUCGGGCACGUCUUGCCUGGGAAGUCCACACCAACUAG
Messenger RNA from Penicillium maclennaniae, 591 nucleotides. RefSeq lists its product as uncharacterized. Lineage: Eukaryota; Fungi; Ascomycota; Eurotiomycetes; Eurotiales; Aspergillaceae. The record is from RefSeq and is a predicted model, not a curated record. Bases 1 to 591 code for a protein of 196 amino acids. The transcript has 2 exons. Gene Ontology annotation, cellular component: nucleus; cytoplasm.